Rotaria socialis is the source of this 1065-nucleotide messenger RNA. The record is from the annotation of a GenBank genome assembly. Lineage: Eukaryota; Metazoa; Rotifera; Eurotatoria; Philodinida; Philodinidae.
AUGAGUGAAGGAGGUGUAAUUUGCGCUGGAACUAUUGUUACAGAUUAUGUUGUUGUUGUUGAUCAAUGGCCAGCCGAAAGUUCUCUAGCAAAUAUUCAUCAUCAAACGAAAACAGGUGGCGGGGGUCCUUUCAAUGUUAUUAAAGAUUUACGUUCGAUGGACGCAAAUUUACCAUUGUCCAUCGUUGGUUUAUUAGGUAACGACGAUAAUGGUCGAUGGUUAAUAAAUGAUUGUAAAAAAUCAAAUAUUGAUACAGAUCAAUUGCAUAUUGCCGAUGAUGAUACACCAACAUCAUAUACAUAUGUUAUAAGUGUUGAAUCAACAGGUCGACGAACAUUUUUUAAUCAACGUGGUACCAAUUCAUUGCUCAGUGAUAAACAUUUUGAUUUUAAACGUUUACUUGAAAAGAAUCCUUCGAAUUUAUUCUAUCUUGGCUAUUUAACAAUUCUAGAUGAAUUAGAUCGUAUUGUUGAUAAUGAAACAAUAGCAGCACAACUACUCAAAAAAGCUAAAGACUUCGGCUUAGAAACAAUUAUUGAUUUCGUUAGUUUAUAUAAUCCAUUAUAUUCGAAAGUAGCUCAAUUAACAUUACCAUAUGUUGAUCAUUUAAUUUUGAAUGAACUUGAACUUGGCUUUAUACUUAAUCAAUCAUUUCAACAAGGAACUAUUUCGCAAAUAGAACAAGCAGCAAGACUAUUAAUUGAAACCUACAGUGUACAACGUACAGUAACAGUUCAUUUUGAUCGUGGCGCUGUUUGUGUUAGUCGAGAAUAUGAUUCCACCGUUGAAUGCUUUUUUCAAGGAUCAUUUUAUCUUCCGAAAGGAUAUAUUAAAAGUGCUGUAGGCGCUGGUGAUGGGUUUGCUGCUGGUGUUAUCUAUGGCAUUCAUAAGAAAUGGCCGAUUCAAGAACGAUUACAUUGUGGAAUUUGUGUUGCUACGAUGUGUUUAAAAGAUUUAACAUCCUAUGGCGGUGUCGGAACUAUUGAGGAAUGUUUACAAUUGAAAGAUACAUUUCAAUUUCGAACACUGGAACCAACAUCUGUUGUUAAUGAUCUUGAAAAUUGA